AUGCCAACCAUAACCAGUAACAGCAUCUUCAAAACAGUGAUUACUUCCAAUCAAAGUGGAAGGUUCAAAAAGCUAGAGUUUCUUGGUGAUGCAUAUCUGGAAUUUGUUAUAACCGUUCUCUUGUUUGAAAGGUUCCCUAAUCUUCAAAAAAAGCUUUUGGUUGAAAUGAUGCGGGAUCUCCUUAGCAAUAAGCACCUCGGAGAUCUCUCAAGACAGAUUGGUUUAUUGAAAGGUACAAAAAGUAUUCCUCAAGGUUCCAAACGACACGCCGACGUGUUUGAGGCAUAUUUUGGUGGAAUAGCGUUGGAGGCUGGAACCACAACGUAUUUUGAUAAGCGCACGAGCAAUGUAUGGGAAGCAUGGAAUAAGACGACAUGUUUUAUGUUAGAAAAAUCCAAAGACAAAUUCAUGGACUUUGCUGAUUUGUAUGCUUCUAGUACCAAUGAAAGAGGAUGUGAGAUCGAGAUAAUUUGUGGUGAUACGAUAGAUCCCUUGCGUAAGAUUACACAAUUACGCAAUAACCGGAUGAAAGACCUUACUGACUUAUUCAAUGCAGAACCAGACGACUACGAGCGACGAUUCAGUUUAGAAAGGUUACAAGUAUUAGGAAAUACCACUUUGAAGUACUUUUUGACCAAAAUUUACAGUGAUAAUCUUACAGACUACACAGUCAAAGAUUUGGCAAACUUGAGAGACUCACGAAUGAAAGAUUCUAAAAUUAUAGGCCUCACCGGAAAGUAUCUUGAUCAGCCUUCAUAUUCGUUACUCUAUAGCUUGUUCAACAAAAACAAAAAAAAACUAGGAUUUGGACCCAACGCAGCAAUUAUCAAACAGUUUCUUGGUUACCUUGUUGCAACGCACUACCUUAAUUCAUCAGACAAAGGAAUGCGUGAACUGUUUCUUCUGGGCUGGAAUGAAUGCGAGUCAUUUGUCAAAUCCAUUUAUUACGAUGAUAUGUUGAAAGAAGCCAGAAAUAAACACAGGAAAUUUAGACAUUCCAAGAUUACCGACCCACGUGUGUUAGAUUCAAGCUACUAG
This is a messenger RNA of Pichia membranifaciens NRRL Y-2026, 1038 nucleotides long. RefSeq lists its product as hypothetical. The record is from RefSeq and is a predicted model, not a curated record. Lineage: Eukaryota; Fungi; Ascomycota; Pichiomycetes; Pichiales; Pichiaceae. Gene Ontology annotation, molecular function: ribonuclease III activity. The coding region runs from base 1 to 1038 and encodes 345 amino acids. The transcript has a single exon. Gene Ontology annotation, biological process: RNA processing.